UGGAGGCGUAGUGGAGUUGGGGAUGGGCACUGAAACCCAGUUGCAGAAAAGGGAAGCAAGAAGCCAAACCCUAAUUAAGCGAAGCCAAGCGAGAUCGAGGGAGAGGGAGAGAGAGAGAGAAAGAGAGAGAAAAAAGGGAAAUUUUUAGUCUGGAUGGUUUAAGAAAUCGAGGAAAAGGUUGGGUUGUUUGGUGGAGAGAUCCAUGCAAUAAUUGGCAACGAAUGCAGCUCUCGGGAUUCCCACCACCCUCGACGAGUUCCAAGAUAUUGUUUUGAUUUAUUUUGACGCUUUUGAAGGUUUUGUCUGGUGGGAGCUUGGAGUUGGAUUCUCCUUGAAUUUUUGUUGUUUUUAAAUUUUGAAGGUUUGGGUGGUGGUGUGGGAGUGAAUUAGAGCUGGAAAGGAGAGAUUUUUUUUGCUUUGAAAAUCUUUGUUCGUGAGCUGGAGCAUGAGUUCAAAAUGAUGAGUUUCGCAGAAACUCCAUUUUGAUCCUGCAGCAAGGUUUUGUGAUGAGUUAGUGUUUGUUGGAUCUUUUCCUUGGAAAUGGCUGCGGAUUCAAACAUGAAUUUUCACCAAGGAUUGAUUCCUUCUUCUUUCUACAAUAGCCAUUUGGUGUCUUUUCAGUCGGGAACUGUGAACAGUAGUACAGGGAUGGUUCCGGGAGGGAUGAACAGUUCCGGAGCCAUCAGCAGUAGCACUGGAAUGCUCCUGUCCGGUAAUCCAACCAUGAUGGGAAAUGGAUCCUCAGUGAUUCUUCCCAGGACCGCUUCUGGCAAUAAUAUCCUUUUUGAUCCACUACCAGGUCUCAAGCAUGAUACAGGAUUGGCUGUUGAUUGGUCCUUGGAGGAACAGGCCAUAUUGAGGGAGGGUCUUGACAAAUAUGCUAAUGAACCUAAUAUCAUGAAGUACAUCAAGAUAGCAGCCAUGCUGCGUGAAAAAACUGUGAGAGAUGUUGCAUUGAGGUGUCGAUGGAUGACGAAGAAAGAAAAUGGUAAACGGCGGAAGCCAGAAGAAUGUUAUAUGGGGAAGAAGAUCAAAGAUAGGAAGGAAAAAAUGGUGGAUUCUUUCCCAAAGGUGAAUAUCAGUUCAAUUCCAUCAGGCAACAUGCUCGGCUAUGCUCAUUUGAUGCAACGUAUGACUCAUAAUAGGUUCUUGCGUGAAGGCCCAGCAAUUGAUGGUGCAACUAAGAAUCUUUUGGAUGAAAAUUCUCGAGUCCUAAGCCAAAUUUCAUCUAAUCUGGAGACAUUCAAGUUACAGGAUAAUAUAAAUCUUUUCUAUCGCAUGAGAAACAAUGUUGCAACAAUCCUCACAAGCAUGAGUAAGAUGCCUGGAAUAAUGAGCCAGAUGCCUCCAUUGCCGGUUUCAAUAAAUGACGACCUUGUCAACGUCAUUAUACCUGGUGCAAAUCAGGCAUAUUUUUUCAGAACUCGCAGUGCAUCCUCUUAAAGCAAGAGCCAGCAUGCUGGCUACUUACCAUCGGCGGGUCGUGAUCGGUUGUGUAAUUAGGUGAAUUCUUCUGUAAAUGCUGGGAAAAAUGGUGGUGCUUGCACCCUCAUGUACAAAUGCCCGCCACGAGGAACUUGUAAAGAAUCCCAUGCUGGAAUUUGAAGCAAUACUGAGCUAUUUAUCCAAGCGCCAGAUAAUAAAGCCCUCUUCCCCUGUACUCGAGUAUCUUCAGAUACACCCGGUAUUUAGUCGACAACUACGUCUAUGUAACUUCAUGAGAGAGGGAACCCUGGAACAAAAUUAUUUUUUAGGUUCUUGAACAUAAUCAAUUCUUUUACUUAGUUUUCGUUGUCCUUUCCUCUCUAGCAAAAUCAUAAAUAUCAAUACGCACUACUAUUCCUCCUAGGGCCGAUGAAUCUCAAUACGAUGUACUAUUUUUUAUUGUAAAUGUAACUAGAGAAGAAAUCAUCCCAAAUAUCGACAGAUGGAAUUCGUCAAACUGAAAGCAAGGAUCUUUGCAAUGGUGGUGUGCCUUUAAAUGAAUGUGAAACAUUGUAUCUGCUAUAUCCUUGCGAAAAUCUCAUCAAUAGCGGUGACGAUGUUGUCGUAGCAUUCUUGUACUACAGCUGCAUCCUUGCUUCUCGCCGCGUAAUCUAGCUGUAUGUUCAGAAUCAGCAGAAAUAUCUGUAUCAAAUGUUGUGCAAAUAUUACAGUGAACUAUGUAUGCCAUAGCUUGUUACCCUGGACACAUUGUUGAAGAGAUUGGAAUAAAGUUUUCUUAGAA
Messenger RNA from Dioscorea cayenensis subsp. rotundata (Guinea yam), 2227 nucleotides. RefSeq lists its product as uncharacterized. The coding region runs from base 541 to 1443 and encodes 300 amino acids. The transcript has 10 exons. NCBI's taxonomy places the organism in Eukaryota, Viridiplantae, Streptophyta, Magnoliopsida, Dioscoreales, Dioscoreaceae. The record is from RefSeq and is a predicted model, not a curated record.